AUGUGCUGGGAUGAGGAAGAUGGUUGGAGUACGGGUAUAUGUAUCGUAAAUCUUUGGAUUCUCCCAACUGUUUGUGCUGUCGGCAUAAUCCUGAACACUUGUUGCUUACUCGUGUUCACCUCACAUCGAUCACAUCCACUCGUACCAGCAUUAAUCGUACUAUCAAUUUGCGAUUUACUUCAAUUAACACUUACCGUAUUCGUGCUUGGUAUACCAGCGCUGCAUGAAUACACUAGAUCGGAUCAAUUUGGAGUCCUAGCACAAAUUGCUUAUAUCACCACGGGUUUAUUGUCACCACUGUUGAUGGCAUUCAACUGCGCAAGCAUAUGGACAAUUUGCUAUAUUUCCGUGCAACGACAUAGGGUACGUAGCUUCCAGUAGCU
This is a messenger RNA of Strongylus vulgaris, 383 nucleotides long. The record is from the annotation of a GenBank genome assembly. NCBI's taxonomy places the organism in Eukaryota, Metazoa, Nematoda, Chromadorea, Rhabditida, Strongylidae.